AUGCAACUAGGAUUUUCAGAAACUCUCCCCACUCUGGUCGCAAGACGCUUUACAGCAGCCCGGGAUUCUGGUCAUCUCGUGUUCUCCCCAACGCAUCUGUCCAUCAUUAAUACUGCAGGGAUAUCAUAUCAACUUCGCUACUGCCCUGCCCUCGCAAAGAAACCCUCCAACCUAAAGCCCGACAAUGGCACACAAACACCAAAGCCCGAUCCCUUCGAGAAUCCAUCUGCAGAUCUUCUGAUCGCUCAGUUCCCGCCCGAGAACCCCGCCUACAACCUCAUCCUCAACAAAUUCCCCGUCAUCCCGAACCACUUUCUCCUCGUGACAAAGGCCUGGCAGGCACAGACCGAUAUCCUCGACAAAGCAGACCUAGAGGCUACAUAUGAGUGUCUACAAGCCUGGAACACCGACGACGAUGGAUCUAGACUCACAAACGGCUCGUCUCCAAAGAGCCUCUUCGCCUUCUUCAACUCCGGCGACAACAGCGGUGCAAGCCAACCCCACCGCCAUCUCCAAUUCCUCCCCGUUGAAGCAAUGCGUCAGCCGGGCUCGGAAUCCUGGCACCCACUGAUCGACCUCCUUACCUCCCAACCAACCCUCCCCUCCCCAGCGCCAAAGUUCCAGCACCUACCGGGUCUCCCCUUUGCCCACUUUGCACUCCCAAUCCCACCGUGUCCCUCGGCUGAAAACCUGCACGCAAUCUAUAUCACCCUCUACAAGGCUGCCGCCGCGGCGACGCGCGGACGGACGCUAAGCCAGGACACAGAGCCGCUUUCCACACAAGGACUGGCGUCCAUCAGUUACAACCUGGCCAUGACCCGCUCGACAAUGAUGAUUUGCCCACGCAGACAGGAAACGGCAUUGGUCCCCGUCGAUAGCGCGGCGACGCGGGACAUUGUUGACCCUGGCGUGCUCUCGCUGAAUGGCACCAUCCUUGCAGCGACGUUGAUGGUCAAGGCUGAGGGUGAGUGGGAUGCUUUGCGUGAGAAUCCGGAGCAUUUGACGGAGGUCCUUGCCACGAUUGGAUAUCCUCGUACGGACUCUCGUGUAGCUUCGCUGUGA
Messenger RNA from Penicillium digitatum Pd1, 1062 nucleotides. RefSeq lists its product as uncharacterized. Gene Ontology annotation, molecular function: ATP binding; ATP:ADP adenylyltransferase activity. NCBI's taxonomy places the organism in Eukaryota, Fungi, Ascomycota, Eurotiomycetes, Eurotiales, Aspergillaceae. The record is from RefSeq and is a predicted model, not a curated record. Gene Ontology annotation, biological process: nucleotide metabolic process.